Messenger RNA from Rhipicephalus sanguineus (brown dog tick), 360 nucleotides. RefSeq lists its product as uncharacterized. The coding region runs from base 43 to 360 and encodes 105 amino acids. NCBI's taxonomy places the organism in Eukaryota, Metazoa, Arthropoda, Arachnida, Ixodida, Ixodidae. The record is from RefSeq and is a predicted model, not a curated record. The transcript has 5 exons.
UUUUUCUUAGGAACCCAGUGGGCAAAGCUGGCAGAAGGAGCAAUGGCGUCUUUUAAUCGGCUCCUUUUAUUUACGUCCAUAUUGUCAGCGCUGUGUUAUGGUGAAGAUGACACAAGGCACCAACCAAAACAUUAUAAAGACAUUGAAGACAACGUGAUGAAGAUCCUCAAUGGAACCGAAGUCGUUACUGUAGUUCGUGGUGUUUAUCGGAUGGCGCCAUAUCCCAUCUGCAUGCGGUCUGUCAAGGUGGAACCAUCACUUAGCCGCCAAUUUCACCACAACAUGUCCUACAAGAGUAAGGGGCUUGGAAAGGAACUCGCUAAAUGGCACACUAGAACACAGAUUGUUCAGCAGCACUGA